AUGCCUGUUGCUGUAAGCUCCACCAGCGCCGCUGAUACUGGUGAGCUAGUACGUCAGACGUCCGCAAUGGAGAUUAAUGCACAGCCAUGGUUAGAGAGCACCCACGAGCUUCAUAAGAUUCAGACGCUGAAAGAGAUUUCCCUCGGCAACUGUCGUCUUCUUUACGGCAGCGAGCGAUUCAAGUUCUACGGUAGAGCCCUCGUACCAAUGCUGAACACCGGAAUUGACACGAGGCUAGAUAUCGUCAUCUGCGAGGAUGAAGGCACCAAAAGAUUCGCUGCUAUUCUAACAUGCAAUCAAGACGGCCAGACAAAGCUGUUGCGCACCGAGUUGAGCGCGUGCCCUAUCGUAGCGGUUCGCACUCUGGUAGAUGGUCUUCAAAAAGACACAGCCAAGCUAUUUCUCAAAUACUCAGUGGGUUCGCAGAUUCGAGGCCAGCAAGGAUUCACCAACAAGGAGACUGGCAAGUUCGAGUUGUGGGACGAGGCACAGGAGAAGCGUAUUCGUGGUCCUGACGACGACACGCAGGGCCUUGUUCGUAGCUGGAGUGACGCACCCGGUGCUGAUGGUCGGCCCCUUCCAAAUCGCCGUGACGACGGCUAUCAUGGUCGGAACAACAAACGCAUUAGGCCUGUCGAACGUUCGGAGAAGCCCAUGGUUGAGGCGGAGAUUACUGAUCUCGAUUACUAUGAUUAG
This is a messenger RNA of Alternaria burnsii, 696 nucleotides long. RefSeq lists its product as uncharacterized. The record is from RefSeq and is a predicted model, not a curated record. The transcript is spliced from 3 exons. Lineage: Eukaryota; Fungi; Ascomycota; Dothideomycetes; Pleosporales; Pleosporaceae. Bases 1 to 696 code for a protein of 231 amino acids.